AUGUUCUUCAUCUUGAUUUCUUUCUCAUCUUUCUUUCCCUCUGCUAUGGAUUCUCUGAUCAAUGUUGUUCCGACUCCCCAUCAGUUUGUCGCUCUUAAGCGAAAAUAUAGAUUUCAUCCGGAGAAUGGCGUGGCGUUUCCCGGUGAGAAUUCUAGUUUCAUUAAUCCUCCUGAGGGUAAAUUGGUGUUUAGAAGAGGGUGGGUUAUUUGGAUGUGUUGGCUAAGAAAUGAAUUGGAAGUCUUCGGUAUCGUGAGGUGGAUCUUGUGGAUAAGUUCUUGUCGUCUUUCACCUUCUGUAAUAAAGCUUUUAUUGCUCAUGCUACUGCCAUUCAAGAUGUUGAGUGAUGCCGAGCCGUUACGUAAUCUUCGCGGUCAGCCUCAAUCGAUCAUGUUGGUUUGGAUGGUUGAGGUUAUUGAUAUUUAUGAUGAUGUGAAUAUUGAGAAGGGUUAUGUUCCGGAUUCCAAUGUAUAUAUGGAUGAUGUUGGUAUUAAUCAUACAAUUACCCCUGAGGUUUCUAAACUAAUUGAUGUGAUUGUAGGUGGGACUGGUAGUGUUUGUGGUGCUCAAUUUUUUGGUUUUGGGCAUGGUGGUUCUGUUGUGGUUGGUGAAGGAGAGGAGCAAGGAUCAAACUCUGUGGGUUUUUUCCCUUAUUGGUCUUUGAUGGAUAAUUCUCUUCUAUCUGUGUUUGAUGUAGCUAUUGACUUUACCAAGAAUGUGUUACCCUAUGGGAUAGCAGUUGAGAUGGCUAGUUAUUCACUUUUUGAUUUUGUUAGGUCGCUCCGUUUUGCUGCAGCCCAAAGUCCUUGCCGUUUGCGGAGGGUGUUAAUCGUUUGGAGCAGUUUCUUAAAAGUUAUGAAGAGCACAACCAUCUGCAAAAGGAGAUGCAUACCCUACGUUUAG
Messenger RNA from Lactuca virosa, 900 nucleotides. Lineage: Eukaryota; Viridiplantae; Streptophyta; Magnoliopsida; Asterales; Asteraceae. The record is from the annotation of a GenBank genome assembly.